Molecule: messenger RNA, 759 nt
Organism: Cylicocyclus nassatus
Lineage: Eukaryota; Metazoa; Nematoda; Chromadorea; Rhabditida; Strongylidae
Source: the annotation of a GenBank genome assembly
AUGCUUAUUACAAAUUUGCAAAAGCUUGACUUUGAGAGCAGGAAGGAUGUCGCUCAAAUUUUCGGUAACCUUCUCCGCAGGCAAAUUGGAACACGAUCUCCAACUGUUGAAUAUCUUGCUGCACGUCCUGAAAUACUAGUUUCACUUCUUACUGGUUACGAAAACGCUGACAUCGCCAUCGCUUGUGGCCAAAUGCUCCGUGAAUGUAUUCGCCAUGAUCAAUUAGCCAAGAUACUACUGCAACAUGAAUUGUUCUACAAUUUUUUCGAGUAUGUAGACCUUCCCGCAUUCGAUAUCGCCUCCGAUGCUUUUGCUACAUUCAAGGACCUAAUUACUCGGCAUUCAUUGUGUGCUGAAUUCUUGGAGGCUAAUUACGAUGCCUUUUUUGCCAAAUAUCAACAGUUGCUCGAAUCAGAUAACUAUAUUACAAGGCGCCAAUCUCUCAAGUUACUCGGAGAGUUGCUACUGGAUCGUCAUAAUGUCAAUAUAAUGAGUCGAUACGUCUCUGAUGUGGACAAUCUGAUACUGAUGAUGAAAAUGCUUUGCGAAAAAGGUCGCAACAUUCAAUUUGAGGCGUUUCACGUGUUCAAGAUUUUUGUUGCUAGUCCCAACAAACCUCGGCCUGUUGUCGCCAUUCUAACAAGGAAUCGAGAGAAAUUGAUUGAUUUCCUUGGUCAAUUUCAAAAUGAACGUACGGAUGACGAGCAGUUCAUUGAGGAGAAGGCAUAUUUGAUAAAGCAGAUCAGCGAAAUGAAGUGA